Messenger RNA from Bombina bombina (fire-bellied toad), 1896 nucleotides. RefSeq names its product spindle and kinetochore associated complex subunit 3 (gene SKA3). Gene Ontology annotation, biological process: chromosome segregation; mitotic cell cycle. The transcript is spliced from 11 exons. Bases 85 to 1554 code for a protein of 489 amino acids. Gene Ontology annotation, cellular component: outer kinetochore; spindle microtubule. The record is from RefSeq and is a predicted model, not a curated record. Lineage: Eukaryota; Metazoa; Chordata; Amphibia; Anura; Bombinatoridae.
ACAAAAAAAAAAUUCAACUGUUUGGCGGUACCGAUAAUAGAUUCGAGUGGCAGAGCUUGCGUCACAGGAUCCCAUUUUGCAAUAAUGUCUAUUACUGGGAAUUUCUUUUCUAAAUUAAGGACUUUGGCAGUGUCCCUUGAGAAAGAAACAGAACAGCUUGAACAAGCUUUUAGUAAAGAAGACAUUGACUAUGAAACCGAAGCUCCAAUGCGAGUCUUGCAUGAUCUGCGUUCUGAAAUAAAGUCUUUGAAGGGGGAUAUUCAAAGCACAAUUGAUAAAGAAAUUGUGAAACGCCAAGAACUUAAUGAUUUCAUAAAGAUCUGCAGAGUGCUGCAGCAGAGAAGCAAGUCGGACAUUCAACAAAUCACAGAUACAUUCAAGAACUAUGGGUAUAUACCUCUUGAAAAGAAACAUACAGAUGGGGAACUAACAAAUGGAGAUCGUGAAUCAGAGAAUGACUCUCAAAAGUGUGAAUCAGGUGAUGUGCCUGCUCUGCCUACAGUAGAUAAACCGGCAACUGAUUGGGAUUUGCUGCGUCCUCCUCAGCUCUCUGACUUUGGCCUUUCUCACUACAAGUUACCCUCAACAUGGGAUCCACUGUAUGACAAGCUUUACACAAAUAAAGAACCGGAGGAAAAGCAUGUUCCAACAUUUAGGAAUAAAGUAGAUAUUAAUCCAGUAACUCAAGCUAGAACUCCAAGGUGUGCUCUGAGGUUGGAAGAUGACUAUACACAGACACAGCACUUUGGUAUUAGUGACUCCAGCACAAAUCUCAAUGCUGACUAUACAAUAGCUCUCUUCAACAAACAAUUUAAGAAAACUGAAACGAAUCAUGAGUAUGCAUCCAAAGAAAUAAAUAACUACAGCUUAUCGAAGGACUUAAAAAACAUUCAGGCUACACCUGCACAUUUAACUCACCACUCUCUGGUUGUGGACUCUCCUCUGCCACCUAUAUUUUGUACUCCAGGGCUGAAGACUCGCCAGAAACAAAUCAGUGCAGAGCUUAUGGAAACCUUUAAGGAGAAGGAGCAAGGCAUGGUUAAAAACUCAGAUACCCCACCUUUACCUGCAUUUGAAACUACCUGGUUAAAAAGUGAUGGCAUGGCAAAGGCAUUGGAUAUAAAAGAUCCACCAAAACCAAAACUUACCAACAGACUAGAUAUGGACGAUACUGCACCGUCAUUGGUUUUAAAUUCCGGCCGAUAUUAUCAAGAUUUUGAAAAUACAGUAAAAAUACCUUCUCCCCCAAAAAUGAGUGAUUUCAUUCUUGGUACGCCUCAACGACCGGAAAUGACACUGUCUUUAACUGAAGAUCUUUUCAAGUAUAAUAUGAAGCCAUCCUCUCCUCCAAAGGUAGCGGAAUAUGAAAAAAUGUUUUGGACACCUACUCGUCCUGAAAUGACCACCUACAUACCAGAGGACAUUACACAGAUACUGUCUAAAUAUUGUGACAAUAAAUCUUCCUACGGGGCAAGGGAUCAAAAACAAAGCACAUUUACUGGAAUUGGGAAUGGAAUCACAGAAUAUAAAGACAAAGAGAACAGACUAUACUGAUGAAGCUAAGAAUACUCGAAAACUGAAAAUAAUUCUUUGUUUUUUUCUUUUCAUAUUCAACAUCUGAAAAGCCUUAAAUGCAUCUGACAAGACUCAUCAUGUAAAGUGGUAUCACUUAAUCUUCUAGAUGUUUUUAUGUGUGUAUAUAUAUAUAUAUAUAUAUAUAUAUAUAUAUAUAUAUGUGUAUAUAUAUAUAUAUAUAUAUAUGUAUAUAUAUAUUUAUAUAUAAAUAUUUCCCAUCUGUUUUUUUUGUUUUUUGUUGGGGUUUUUUUCAUUUUAUUAUAAAGAUUUACUGUUGAUUUGUAUUUUUGGUAGAAUAUUAAAGCUCCAUAAAGUAAUGUU